GGAAAUAUUACGACGUUAACUUUCAUUUCUUUAAUGCUCUGCCUCCGAUUCAUGAAAUCAUCCAUUCACGGCCAAAUUCAGCCGCUGCGUUUGACGUGAAAAACUAUGCAGAUAUAGAGAUAUACUAUACGUAUGAGGCGGCUCGCAAAAGUGUCGAAAUGACGUACCUCGCAUUUACGAUCCAAUUGGCAAUAUUGAAGUUAUUGACUAUUGGGUAUCGGCAUGGCAGUAACAACUGCCUUCCUUUGGUUUUACUGCUGCAGUUCAGGCCGGAAGUUACGGGUGGUGAUAAAAUAAAAAAAAGGGAAAGAAAGAAGAAAUGGCGACCGUUAGAUUACUUACGGUCCUCGACAUAAAUUGAGUAAGGGGUUGGUGGGGUGUUGCUCCGUAUUUUCCUACUUCAGCAAAAAAACGCGUAACCUCCCCCACCCCCACCCCAUCAGAGUACGGUAAUUAAUAAUAAUUGCCGGUCGCGAUAAUGUAUUACCUGCGGGGUAGGUCUUGGGAGGGAUGAAAUAAGAGAGUGGGAGGUGGUAGGGUAGGGAGCGAGGGAAAAAAAAGGCUGCGCUGUGCGAAAAAGAAAAUAUGCAAUUUAUAACUGUAAAUAACGAAUAAGUUAUAAACAAAAUUAUUUUCACAAAGAUACAGCCAACCGGCUAGUUUUGGUGAAGCCAGCCCUGAAAGGACGCCGCCGAAUCGUCGCGACGCUUCGGAACCCGAAGGUCUCACGGCAACUCGUUAAACUUAAAUAAACCCUUAAAUGAAGUUACAUGAAAAUUGCGCGAGUAACGUGGCACCCCUUAGACGACUCAAAAGUGUAACGCAACCACCCACGACCAACUUCAACCACUACCAGUUCAAUUCGUCCGCUCGGUCAGCUGCGAAUCCUAACGAUUUAUAAAGGGAAAUCCCCCCACGCGGAUAAUACACCCCGAAGGGCAUUUUGGGGUUAAGAGCUUAUCUUCCGAGUUCAUGUUAUUUUCCCUCUUUGUUUCGUAUAAGCGGAAAAGAAAAGUCGUGACGAGGAUAAAAAACAAGAAGAGGGCGCAAAACGAAUUUUCACGAAAAUCGAAAGAUUAUUUUCAGUGUAGUAGGUGAGUGUACUUUCACCCCUCGGACAAGUCAGAUGGUCGAACCUUCGAGGGUGGAUGGUGGGUUGAGUGAUCUUUUAAAUGAUAAUACGUCGAAAGGAUUCUCGAUUUUUAAUUCUUCUUCGCUCGUCCUCAUUAUUCCCCCGUUCAACCGGAUGUACCGAAAAUUUCAAGCGAAGGGGUCAAACUUACGGUUUAACCCUUUCGCUACGGACGCCGACUAUAGUCUGCGGCCGAGAGACCACCUACGCUGACUUCGUUGGUAGCACAGAAUCUACUACUUUCUUAAUAUGUAAAUUUCUUAAUACCCACGAUAUACUCAUUUUUAUGUUUUUCUAUAUAAUAUGACGAAACAGUUACAUAACUCUUAAAAAAGUAUGCAUACAAGACAAUUCCAAAGUGCCAUUGAAAAACGUAAGCGCAGUGCCCUGCUCAGUGGCGCCACUCCCGCGAAACGGACUGCCGUAGCGAACGGGUUAAGUGAGUGUUAUAGAAUGGAAACACGUUAAUGGCACGAAAUUUAUAUGUGGACGUAGCAAAGUGGGGUACUACGGUGCCCCAGUCGAUCGUCAAUGUUUUACGCUUGAAGCCGGUGGCCGUAAAGGCUUGGGGUAAAAUGACCGAGAUAAAAAAUGGGUCCUGUAGCCGAGCGAAGUCGGAGCAGCCAUCAGGGUGGUUGGGAAAACAGGAUACCGUGGUGUCUUUUAUGGCACCUGUGGGCUUCCCUCAAGACCAGGAAGAUAAAGUAGGGACGGAAGCGUCACGUUUGACGGUACGCACUGAGCUUGUGGCGAUGGGUCAAACAAAUGUCCAAGGUUUAUACGUUACGUCGGGCGUUCUCGUUUCAUCCCUUAUUUUUGUGACGCCUGGUCGUUUUUAAGAAGGAUCCCGAAAAUUCGUAGCAGGCGCCACCACGUGGCGCCACCCUUGCGCACCAAUGAAACCGUAAAUGUCGUCGGUGCAGAAGGAGCUGUUCUCUAAUUGAUCAGAAUUCUUGGGAUUGAGGGUUUGAAAAUCAUUGGCUUGGCUGCCACCGAUAGAGGCUUGCGGUUUCGCUGCUAUCUAGGGGUGCCAGGGUACUGGCGGCCAUUGUCCGAUAUCCAAUAAAAUAUCACUUUCAAUCAAUGCACGGAAAAUCCAAUUCACUGUCCGGCGCCUAACCCCUAACUUGAUUUACCCAAUCGGCAAUUUCCACCAUUCGUCCCACGCUUCUCUGCAGACUUUCUUCUCCUGCUUUACCGUCACCCUCUCGCUCUAUUCUCUGCAUGCGUACACACAUUCCAUUCGGAGACACACACGUUACUUUUCAUCCCUUACCACCACCACCCCACAGCAUUAUACUCCAACCGAUUUACCGACUCCAACUGAGUACCUCGAUCGUGGGACCAUCGAAAACUACCCUCUUCUUUCUAUUGGCCAACUUUCACCCCGAUUUUAACGGAGAUGACUGCUACACAAAAGCACCCCCUUCUGACGCAGGGUCCACUCGGGCUCUUUAUAAAUUGAGUUAUUUUAAUGGAUACCGGACGCACGACCGGAAACUUUCGGAAACUCUUCGUUGGUUCGAUGGAUUUUACUUUGGUUUUUGCAGAACGAAUUGCAUUUUUUAAGGGUUGCACACAUUUUUGGGAGAAUUUCGAAGAUUUGGGUUAGUCCAUUGUAUCCCCAUGUGCGUGGAUUCGUAACGUUACGUGAGGUAAUACGCGUUGCUAUUAUGUCAACGAUUUAUUUGUAACUACUGGUUCAACGUUUAUCUUACGAGAUAAGUAUCGUGAUGAUGAUGAAUUGGAUGCUGUGCUAUAUUUAGCGAAUUUUAAUGCACCGUAGACUACUCUAGUGUGCACCAAAUAAAUUCGUUUGAAUUAAAUACCCGUGGGUGUAUAUGGUUAUGUUAAGAUCAAUUUGUAGGCAGAUAAAUAAUUAGGAGUUUUUGCACAUUUAGUUAUUAUACGCUUGAUGAAAAUUGUUACCGACAGCGUUGAGCCUUUUUAUCGGGUCAGUAGGUAACGAAUUAGGAAAUUUCGCGAUUCCUACCUUACCGACGAACGGCACAUGAUGAAAACUUCCAAUCGUAUGUAUACCUUAUGCGGAGGCUUUCUUAUCCCAGUUCAUGCCUAUCAGCUUUCGUCUAAUCAGAACACUACCUUAUCCACUCGGACUAUUUCGACUCUCACGCAUGUCGAAGUUGUCAGAGCCGUUUCGAGAGUAAAGCACGCGUUGGUUCUGCGCGCGUAGCGCAUGCAUAGACCCCAGGAUCAGCGUCGGGAACUUUAUUUCGCUUCUUGGUUCACCGACGUGGUAGACAGUCGCGCCGUAUCCAUCGUCAACGACGUUUUACCGGAAGGAUCCUGAUUGUAAGACAGUUUUCAAGACACGUGACAGAAUCGAAAUAAAAAUCCAAAUUUUCAUUCUCGCGAACAGAUCCCACUCGAUCGUAUGAAUUUUCCAUCGGAGGUGUUUCUGGGUUAAAUUAAAAAUCCACAGUGAUCCUUAGAAAUUUACGUUGAAUUUAUUUUUUUUACUUUUCAAGAAAAAGAAAAUAUUCUAUUUUACCUAUAUUACCCAAAAACAAUUAUUCCAUGAAAUUUCCCAAAAAUGAUCGCGACCACGAUUUCCCUGCUCUACCGCACGUAUUCACACGAGAGUUAUACCAAUCAAAGAAAGUAACCGCAGAAAAAAAGUAAAAAAAAAAGGGAAAACGACAAGUUCAGUGAAAAAUUUUAUCACUACGUGGUAAAAAAAAAACAAACUAAAAUGUGCCAUAAUCAGGAUUCAUUCGUUUUCAAUGAUAUCACGGAUUAGACGUCUACCGUUGGCAGUAUCUCAACAUAUCACGUAAUCCGGUGUCCUAAGUAAAGAGUUUGUGAGUGUUGGACGCAGAGCUUUUUUCAUUUUUUUUCAUUUUUUUUUAUUUUUGAAUACAUCCUAAGUGCAACUUUACUGGAAGACAAACAGAAGCGAAGUUACGGGAAAAUUGUAUCGCAAUGUCCUGAAAGAGUAAGAAGACCCGUGAGAAGGACGAGGAGGAUAUAAGGAACGACAAAAAAAGGGAAAAAAUAAAAUAAAAUCUAAAUUCGAAAAAAGCUUUAAUGAGCAUAAAUCGGACUUUGUCAAGAGUUCGGUUUAAGGUCAGAAAAAAAGGAGUGAAAGCUCAUAGGCACGAAGCUUACUUGACCGAAUAAAAAAAAUUUCUAAGCCUUAAAAAUGGUAGCCGUGUGCAACGUGUCCAACAGCACUGUGUGCACUUUCAACAACAGUGGCUCCGAAGAAUUUGGUUUUGAAUUUGACGAACAGCUACAGGGUAUCGUCUCUGUCGUGGUGCCCCUGCUUUUCGGUGUUAUCGGGAUCCUCGGUUUGGUUGGUAAUUCACUUGUGGUGGUAGUCGUGGCGGCAAAUCCAGGAAUGCGAUCAACUACCAAUCUCCUGAUUAUCAAUCUCGCGAUAGCUGAUCUUCUUUUUGUCAUAUUCUGCAUACCCUUCACGGCCACGGAUUUCGUUAUGCUUUUUUGGCCCUUUGGAAAUAUAUGGUGCAAGGGCGUACAGUACCUAAUAAUCGUGACAGCUUGCGCCAGCGUGUACACCCUCGUUCUCAUGAGCCUUGACAGAUAUCUCGCCGUAGUGCAUCCAAUCGCUUCCAUGUCCGUUAGAACGGAAGCUCACGCGUUCCUUGCGAUAUGCAUCAUCUGGGUCGUCAUUCUCACAGCCUCCAUUCCAGUCAUCAUCAUUCACGGCGAGAUACACUUCGUGUUUCAGGAUUCGUACAACUCGACGUCGCAAACUUUGACGGCCUGCCGUAUUCUGCCCGAGUUCAACUGGCCUCUCUUCCAGUUGACGUUCUUUCUCUCGAGCUAUAUCGUGCCUUUGGCCCUGAUAUGCGGCCUCUACAUCUGCAUGCUUCUACGACUAUGGAGAGGAGCUCACGUCAGCGCUGAAAGUCGUCGCGGGAAGAAACGAGUCACCAGACUGGUCCUGGUGGUCGUUGGCGUCUUCGCCAUCUGUUGGUGUCCUUUGCAGAUAAUACUGGUGAGCAAAUCCUUGGAGCAUUAUCCACUGACACCAACCGCCGUGAUGGUCCAGAUCGUCAGCCAUGUUCUGGCUUACACGAACAGCUGCGUCAAUCCCAUCCUGUACGCCUUCCUGAGCGACAACUUCCGGAAGGCAUUUCGCAAGAUCAUCUACUGCAGGCCACGUAUGGACGCGCACAAUCGAUUGGGUCCACCCACGAAGACGACCAGGGCGGCCAGUACCGGUGAUAUCCUCUAGGUAAGAGCACGUAUAGCCAAUAAAUUAAUGCGCUGGGGCGCCGAGAAGGUAACGGAACUAUGAAUUGACCUUAAGGGCGUAACAACCGAGACAACUGGAGGAUUCGGCGUGAACGCGCAUGCGCACGGGGUGUUUGCGAGGACACGUGCGAAUGCGUGUUUUGGCCGAACAAAAAAAAAUAUUAUUUUAAGACUUCGAUAAACGAAUUGAAUGAAGAAACACAAAAUUUUACGUUACGGAAAAUUACUUUAAGGCGAAGCGAUCGGGUUUUGUCGUAACGAGGAAAGGAAAGAAAGAAGAGAAGGCGGGAACUGUUAUUAUUUACUCAAUAUACGUGAUGAUAGUAAAGUACGUAACGUUAUUGUACAGAUAUGGAGUCUUGGGUAUCAGAUUGUAUUUACGUUAGGUGCGCGUGACGUUAUUUCUUAAGUGUGAAAAAUUUUCAAAAUUGGCGCCCGAACGGCUCGACGUUUCGAAGUGUAUAUAAAGCGAUUUAAGAGGAUAGCCCUAAAUCUUACGAAAACUUCCAUUUGUAUUUUAUUAGCGCGUCUCACCCGACUGAUUUUUUCUAUAACCAAUGCUCAAUGCACGUUUUAGUAGUAUUCGCCAUUCCGCGUAUCCCAGAACAAAAGAGUUUCACGGUAAUGCAUAGCGGAUCCUAUUUAAAGCUGCGGGAAUACGUCAGAGAGACGCCAGCUAUCGUGCCCCCCGUGGAGCUCAACGUGGAGUUUGAAAGCGUGAGAUUUCUUGUGGCCCACGUGUGAGUCUAGCAAUUCGCGUAGCCAGUGUUUAUUUUCAAGCACGACUCCACGUAAACGAUCCGCUCGCUUCGGAGAGUCGCAGCCAAUUAAACUCAGCCUGGACGAUCCUUAUCGAUAUCAUCUUUAGUGCACGGUGUCGCUUCGCACUCUCGAGAUCGAACUUCGAUGUCCGAGGUGGAAGCUUAUAGUAUCGGCUGUGGAAGCGACGCCGACGUUAGACGUAGAAAACUUUGAAACUCCAUCUACAUCUACGAAAGUGUUACUUAUGGUUCAGAGAUCGGAGAAUCUUUAUUGGAAUUUCAUUAGUUUCAUGUCAUCCCUUAUAUACGGUUAUCUGCCCACUUUGUAGGUUAUGUACAGAUGCCCUCGUACCUAACCUAUAAGACUGCAGAACAUUCGGUCCCACUGUAUUGGCCAACCAGUACCUUUCCUUGAACCACAGUGCACUGUAGCAUUUGUUAGAUCAGGUUAGGUACAGAUGCCCUACCUAACCUAUAAGACUGCAGAACAUUCGGUCCCACUGUAUUGGCCAACCAGUACCUUUCCUUGAACCACAGUGCACUGUAGCAUUUGUUAGAUCAGGUUAGGUACAGAUGCCCUACCUAACCUAUAAGACUGCAGAACAUUCGGUCCCACUGUAUUGGCCAACCAGUACCUUUCCUUGAACCACAGUGCACUGUAGCAUUUGUUAGAUCAGGUUAGGUACAGAUGCCCUACCUAACCUAUAAGACUGCAGAACAUUCGGUCCCACUGUAUUGGCCAACCAGUACCUUUCCUUGAACCGCAGUCCACUGUAUCAUUCGGUAGAUGAGGUUGUCCGUCACGGGUCUUCUGGUCUUGUUAAAUAAAUUGACAGGGUCCCUGGUAUGUCAGUGAGGGUGAAUUCCGAGGAUAAGAGUAUAUGAGAGCACCGUUUUAGCAGCACAUACAAACCUUAAGGGACAUCUUAAGUAAUUUGGAACAUGGUCAGAGGUACAUUUUCCAAAUUAAAUUUUCUAACCUUUCUCAAAUCCAAUGAAACUUCGUUUCGAUUACGCCACCCCUUAUAUACGCAUAUACCUCACAGCUCGUAAGUAUUCCUAUGUCUAUGUUCUCUUUAACGACCCAAGGACGCUGCAUAUGCGUUUUUAGGGUCUUGCGAAGUAAAUCAGAGCUCCAAGCUCAACCAAGGCGUCCCGAACAAUGGAAAUUGCUACGAGCGUCGCUCCUAACCGAAGACUCAACCCUUGGACUUUGAUUUUUUUUUCUAUUUCAACCUCCCCCAUAGGAACUGGGUCGUAUCUCUUCCUUACAACUUCAGAGAAAGCUCUCUCCUUCCUCCUGGCUGAUGUCGGCGUCCCGACGACUCAAGUGGGCUUCUCUUAUCAUCGAUCUACGUACAGCCUGACACUUGAUUGCUCGUUGGCGAUAUUUUGCCAGUUGGGCUUUCUUCGGGAUGUCUUUUAUAUACCUAGUCUGCAUAUUCGUAUAUUCAUCCAGUCGUCCGACCCAUUUGGUAAUUCAGGUUGCGUCUCUCUUAUCAUCUAAAAGGGUCCACUUUCCUCUCUUUCUCUCUCUCGCACUCUUUACUGCGAACCUUGAAUGGACUUUUCGUGGGAAAUAGGAGGGAGGACAAAGUUGCGCCAUAUCGUCAUUCGGGAAUUAUUGACGAUUCGUCCUGUCACUUCAAAAGAUAGGUCACGACCCCCAGGAUCGGACAUCGAUUGAGACACCCCUUCUCAUUGGGAGUAAUAAUCUGACGCGGUUCGGACGUUCCUGAGUAACUAGAAAAUAGGGGGCACGAUGGUCAGGUGGUACGGUCCUGGUACCGAUAUACCUCAGUGGGUAAUGAAAACGGUAGAUGAAGAAGACGAGGGUGGAAUUAAAAAAGGAGAAAAAUAAUAAUAGCUGGAAAUUGGUAACUAGGACGCGUGAUUUUGUAUCCAUAGGAUGAGACGGAUAGUGAGAAAUUCAGGGUCGUAUCUGGAUAUUGCAUGAUAAUUAAAUUACGAGAAAAAAAAGUUAUCAAACUUAAAAAAAAAAAUUUUACGACCCACUUUAACCAUUUCGUCUGGCAUCAUCUGGUUUCCACCCGCGCGACUGCCCUAGAAGCAUUAGAUCCUUUUUGGGCUUUGUUCCUUUUUUUUUGGUAGCCAUUCUUUGGUCGCUUUGUCUAUUUUCUCGUCCUUCUUAUUCUUUUGUAGUGUCUCUUCUCUUUCUUUUUCACCUUUCUCUCGAUAUCUUCCUAUAUCUUCACGAAAGACAAAUUGAAACUGUGAUUUAUGUACCUGCGAGAUACGUAGCGACAGCUGGCCUCCUGGUGGCGGCAACGCGCACCUAAUGUCGCACAAGAUAAGAAUCGAUUCGAGGGAAAAUGUAGCAAAAGGUUUGAGCUUCCAUUCUGGGAAUUAGUGGGACGCAGGAGAGGCGAAAAAAGGUCCCAUCGAACUUUCCUCUCUUAUUAAAGUUUUCUAUUCAUUGCUCGUGAAAGAAGUUGCGAUCCCUUUUAAAGUCUAAGGGCGACGUUUUCAUUACGGAAGUUCACUUGGGAUCAGUUCGGGCGUCCGUUAAUCAUUAAUUAUACUGUUCGGAAUUACGUGUACGUAAAUAUUAGCUGUGACGUCAUUGACGUCUCUUAUUUUGUAUAUCGAGCGGAGGAUCGAUUCUCGAGAGGCUACGGGCAGCGGGAAUAAUUACGAAAUAAAUUAAUUUAAAAAAACUCAUUAACGUUGUAUCGAUGUUUACGUCUACGUUACUCGUGAUGUUGAGACGUCGUAUUUCCAAAUAAUUAAUUAUUACGAUGACUUUUCGGUGUUCGAUGUCGAUUAAAGGAACAUGUAAAUGAGAUGUUUGUCCUCCACUCCCAACAAAAAUUGCUCCUCAGCCUCUACCAACAAAAAUAUAUAUAUAUAUAUAUAAAAAUACGUAAAUGUAAUAUAUAACGAAAACUGUAAAUAUAGGAUUUAAGUAUAGGAAUAUUUAACGAAAAAAAAA
This is a messenger RNA of Cephus cinctus (wheat stem sawfly), 9088 nucleotides long. It is a transcript of the gene AstA-R1, whose product is annotated as allatostatin-A receptor. The coding region runs from base 4296 to 5354 and encodes 352 amino acids. Gene Ontology annotation, molecular function: G protein-coupled receptor activity. The transcript is spliced from 6 exons. Gene Ontology annotation, cellular component: membrane. Lineage: Eukaryota; Metazoa; Arthropoda; Insecta; Hymenoptera; Cephidae. Gene Ontology annotation, biological process: G protein-coupled receptor signaling pathway. The record is from RefSeq and is a predicted model, not a curated record.